This is a messenger RNA of Arachis ipaensis, 2764 nucleotides long. Its product is annotated as GTP-binding protein BRASSINAZOLE INSENSITIVE PALE GREEN 2, chloroplastic. Gene Ontology annotation, molecular function: GTP binding. Gene Ontology annotation, biological process: brassinosteroid mediated signaling pathway; chloroplast rRNA processing. The record is from RefSeq and is a predicted model, not a curated record. Gene Ontology annotation, cellular component: chloroplast stroma; mitochondrion. NCBI's taxonomy places the organism in Eukaryota, Viridiplantae, Streptophyta, Magnoliopsida, Fabales, Fabaceae.
AUUUCGGAUGGUAUAUCCUCAUUUGUGUCUUCCUUUGUUUAUCACGCUGCGCCAUUACCAGUUCACCACUUACCUCUCUGCAGCCAUCUCCCUGCUCAUCGUGCCGUCACCGCUCAACGCGUCAUUCUCUCAGUUCGAGGCGUCCAUUCUCUUCUCCUCUGCGUCCAUUCUCCUCUCCGCCGCUGCUCCGUGCUCUUCUCUCCGCUCGCGUACGCUGCGCCGUCCCCCACCUCGUCCAACUGCUCCGUGCUCUGCGUCGCCGCUCAUCGUCCGCUCGAAAUAAGACCGCAGUCUGCCGUCGACAGCAUCGCCGCGCAGCCGUUGGUUGCCCCUUCUCCUCCUCCUCCUCCUCCUUCUCCACUUCAGCACUGGAACUUGAACCUAUGUUUUUCUCUGCUUCGCUUCAUGAUUGGAAGCCAUGGCGAUAUUCUUCUCUGUAGCUCCGUUUAGUUUUUCUGGGUCCAAGCAUUCCUUCUUUAACAAUGCACCUAAUCAAGCACUUAAGAGUUUGCGCCAUUUCACAAAUAAUUGUGUUGGGGCUAGAAAAGUUUCUUGUCUUAUUGCUUUUGCGGUAAACGGCAGCUCCACUGUUCAAAUGAUACAGAAAAGAAACACAUCAAGGAAAGAGGGUAAGAACCCGUUUUUGAGUGAGGGAAGAGAUGCGGAUGAGAGUCGUGGACCAAUUUGCCCUGGUUGUGGGGUCUUCAUGCAAGAUGAAGACUCUAACCUUCCUGGGUACUAUCAACAGAGGAAGGUGAAAAUGGAAGAUGAAUUAUUAGAUGAGGAUGAUGAUGUUUUUUAUAAUGUUAGUGUAGAAGAAGAUGUUGAUGGUGAUGGUGAUGAUGAUGAUGAUGAUGAUGUUGGGUUCCUGGAUGGCAUUAAAAAUGAACUUGGAGGAGAUAUUGAGGUAUUACCAGAUCAUUUCAAUUGGGAUUCUAAUGAGUGGAAAACUAAGUUGUUGGGUGUAGAGGAUGAUGAGACUGAUUUAAAUGGCUUUGUGCCUGCAGGGGUUGGGUAUGGUAACAUCACUGAGGAGGUCCUAGAGAGAAAGAGAAAGAAGAAAGUAUCAAAAGCUGAGAAAAAGAAGCUGACUAGGGAGGCUCAGAAGGUAAAGGAAGAUGGUACUGUGUGCGCCAGGUGUCAUUCUUUGAGGAAUUAUGGGCAGGUGAAAAAUCAUACUGCUGAGAAUUUGAUACCCGAUUUUGAUUUCGAUAGGUUGAUUUCCACUCGGUUGAUGAACCAUUCUGGCAAUGGCAGUGCUACUGUUGUUGUUAUGGUUGUGGAUUGUGUUGAUUUUGAUAGUUCUUUUCCUUGGACGGUAGCAAAAUCGUUGUUUAAGGCAUUGGAAAAAAUCCAGGAUCACUCGAAGAAGGGUAAGAAAUUGCUAAAACUCGUUCUUGUGGCUACAAAGAUUGAUCUCCUUCCAUCAGAGGUUUCCCCUACAAGGUUGGAUAGAUGGGUUAGACACCGAGCAAGUGCUGCGGGAGCACCUAAACCAAGUGCGGUUUAUCUUGUAAGUUCUCAAAAGGAUUUAGGCAUAAGGAAUCUGUUAUCCUUCAUAAAGGAAUUGGCAGGUCCUCGGGGGAGUGUGUGGGUGAUUGGGUCUCAGAAUGCAGGGAAGUCUACCCUAAUCAAUGCAUUUUCAAAGAAACAAGGAGCUAAAACUAUAAAACUCACAGAAGCCUCGAUUCCUGGGACAACACUUGGGAUCUUGAGAAUUGGAGGAAUUUUGUCAGCUAAGACUAAGAUGUUUGACACUCCAGGGAUCCUGCAUCCUUAUUUAAUGUCGAUGAGAUUGAACAGGGAAGAGCAAAAGAUGGUUGAGAUACGCAAGGAACUUCGGCCUCGAUCAUAUAGAAUCAAGGUAGGGCAGGCAGUGCAUAUUGGAGGCUUGACAAGAAUUGACUUUAUUAAAGCCUCUAUUGAAACAAUAUAUGUGACAGUUUGGGCAUCACCAAAUGUUUCUCUUCACAUGGGAAAAGUAGAAAAUGCUGAAGAGGUUUGGAGUAAUCAUGUUGGUGUUAGGUUGCAGCCUCCCAUUGGCAAUAAACGCGCUGCUGACUUAGGCACAUGGCAAGAAAUGGAAAUUAAGGUAUCUGGAACUAGUUGGGAGGUCAACAGUAUUGACAUAGCGAUAGCUGGCUUAGGUUGGUAUUCUCUGUGCCUCAAAGGGGAAGCAACCAUGAAACUGUGGACCUUUGAUGGUGUUGAAGUAACCUUAAGAGAGCCAUUGGUCCUUGACCGGGCCCGGUCCCUCGAGAAACCUGGUUUUUGGUUAACAAGAACUAUCUCUGAUGCUAUUGGCAACCAAACCAAACUUGAAGCUCAAAAAAGACAAAAACUUGAUGAUCAAGAUACAGAUUUUGUGGGGGCAGGUUUCGAACUAUCACCUUGAGCAGAAAUUUUUAAUAUCUUUGCAAGAGUACUUUUAGGUGAAAAUACAAGAUAUAACUGAAUUUGACAUGGUGCAGAGGCAAUAGCAUGUUUUUAGCUAGAAGUUUUUUGUGCCGGUCUCUCUUUGCUAGUUGGUGUGAGAACCCGCUGCCAAUUUAUAAAUAGAAAGUAGAGAUAAAUGUAACCCUUCUUGUUUAAGUGUUAUGUUAAAUGAUUUUGUAGUAUGUAUGUAGUUUGUAUGUAGGGGUGCCCUUCCAAUUUAUAGGUAGAAAGUAGAGAUAAAUGUAAUCCUUCUUGUUUAUGUGUUACAUUUAUUGAUUUUGUAGUAUGUAUAAAAUUUGUAUGUAGGGACUAGGGGUGUUUAGUUUGC